This is a messenger RNA of Cuscuta epithymum, 418 nucleotides long. The record is from the annotation of a GenBank genome assembly. NCBI's taxonomy places the organism in Eukaryota, Viridiplantae, Streptophyta, Magnoliopsida, Solanales, Convolvulaceae.
UGUGGAUCUUGAAAGUAUGAAUGAUCAUAUUUUUUCUACGCCUGACAUCAACAAAAACAAGAAACGGGCUGCUAGUGUUUCAAUCAAGGAGGAAUUUAGUGGAACAAAAAAAUCCAAGAAGAUUGGUUCUUUUGAUAAACAUGCUGAAGACUUUCAACAAAAAAAUGGAAAGAAUUAUGGAAUUAUGUGCUACUUCAAACAAACAGUUUGAGAAGAUGUCAACUUUCUUUGAUUGUUUUAAUGCAGCUGAUGAUAACAAGCCACAUAUUUUAGAGAUGAUAAUGAAUUUACCAAAUUUAAGCAAGGAGAACGCGAUUCGAGCAUUUGGAAUCAUAUCAGCUAGUAAAGGGAAAACAGAUUCGUUUUUAUUGAUGCCAGAUGAAGAGGCCAAACUGAUUUACAUUAGUGCUGUUCUAAA